AUGACGGAUCUCAAUAUUGCUAGAGUGAUGUCACUUUCUGGACGAGUCGGUCUCGUUACAGGCGGAGGAACGGGAAUAGGAUUAACCAUUGCUAAAGCCUUCGCUGCCAAUGGAGUCAAAGUGUACAUUACUGGCCGAAGGUUGGAUGUGCUGGAGAAAGCUGCAGCAUCUGUCACUGGUGUUCCAGGAUCCGUCGUCCCAUGGAUGCGACAAAUGAAGAAAGCGUCAAGACUGGCGCAAAGCACAUCGAAGGAAUCGAUGGAAAGCUCGAUAUCCUUGUCAACAAUGCCGGAUUUUCCUGCAUCUGCUCAUGACCCGGACUUUUUCACAAAGAAAUACGCUGCAGAGGAUCCCUUUGAACCUGAAACUGUGCAGAACUGGGCUGACAUCUUCGCAAUCAACACCAUCGCCCCGUUCUUUGUUGUCCACGCCUUCCAAUCACUCCUCAUCAAAGGAGCACGUUCCCGCCCCCAAGGCACCUCAAGCGUCAUCAACAUUAGUGCCUGCAACAGCAAAGUUCAACACUUCUCCGCCCUUUAUCUCGCAUACAGCUCGACGAAAGCCGCCUUGGAAAAGCUAACCCUUGUUUUAGGAACGAGCUUUGCUGAGAGGAAUAUCCCGAUUCGGGUCAAUGUCCUAGCGCCUGGCGUGUUUGCGUCGGAUGUGACGAGUACUGAGUUCUUGGAGUUGCUGAAGACUAAGCCGCUGCCUGGAAUGACGGCGGCGGUGCCAGCGAAGAGGCAUGGGACCGAGGCAGAGAUGGGGAUGACGGCGGUGUACUUGGCAGCAUCGGAUUAUACGAACGGGACGAUCUUGAGUAUCGAUGGCGGAAUCUCACUGGUGACUCCUUGAUGCUUUGAUUACCCAAUGUCCUGCCCUCGGCUUUAAUAGAAGAAAAAUGACUUUUCCGUUGUAGCUUCUAAGUUCUGAAUUGCUGGAGUCUGGUCCUGAGGCAGCUGCUAUCUGACGAUGGCGGAUCUGUGCGCAGGCCUCGAACGUAUUUACCGCU
Desarmillaria tabescens is the source of this 1009-nucleotide messenger RNA. RefSeq lists its product as uncharacterized. Lineage: Eukaryota; Fungi; Basidiomycota; Agaricomycetes; Agaricales; Physalacriaceae. The record is from RefSeq and is a predicted model, not a curated record. Bases 1 to 852 code for a protein of 283 amino acids. The transcript has 6 exons.